UUAAUAGGCUACUCUGUCACGAUUAAAACAAUCAGAGACUGAGAACAAACUAUUAUAUGAGUUUGAUAACAUUUUAAUGAACCAGCAUCAGAUCUAACUUUAACAGGGUGUGUGUUUCUGUGACUUCCGUCACCGCCAUCUCGCACACGCAGCUCAUCUCGACCGAGCUACGUUCAUCACCGCACCUGUUGCGCUUUAAUACUAAACCGAUAAUAUUCUUUUGGGGGAAUUCCAGAGAUAAUAUUAACUAAAUUUACGUCGUUUGCCUUUGCUUUCUCCAAAAACUAUACUUUUGUUUCCAUAAUUUAAUGAAACUAACGUUAUGAAACGUUAGUAACAUGCGUUAUAAUGCUUUCGAUAUUGGCUGUCUUCGGGUGUUUCACUGUCUUCAUGACACCAGGGCUGUGCUGUCGUGAAAAUGAAUAUAAAACAAGUGAUGGACGAUGUUGUCCGAUAUGUCACGAAGGUACAGUUGUUAAAAGAGACUGCACAACAGAGUCAGGCACACGGUGUGUCCCCUGUGUGAAUGGGACUUAUAUGAACCAACCUAAUGCCCUGAAAAAGUGUUUCCCCUGCACCUCCUGUGACCAGGGUCUCUUUGCCAAACAGCAGUGCACAGCAACACGUGACACUGUGUGUGGUGUUUUAGAGGGCUACUUCUGCAAAGAAUUGAGGGAUGAUACAGGAUGCAGUUUGGCUCAAAAACAUACACCCUGUGAAUCCGGUCACAGGAUAAAAACACCUGGAACCAGCAGAACUGAUACAGUGUGUGAACCUUGUCAGCCAGGCUAUUUUUCACAGUAUGGUUUGAACUGCGCGGCUUGGACUAUUUGCUCAGAAACCCAAAAGAAGAUCAGAGAAGGAGAUGCGCACAGUGAUGUUGUCUGUAAAGCAACUGCUUCAAGAGUGCAUUACUUCUUACCCAUACCUUUAUUAUUAUCAUCAUUAACAAUUGUUGGCCUUUUGAUUGGGGGUUAGUUUUGCAUGUUUUGCAUCCCUGAUUUGACUGCCUAAUACAUAACAUCAUUUCCUCCCAUUUUUCCUCAUUGUCUCCAGUGGAUGGUUGCUAAUGGUUUUAGCUAUUACAUUUCUAGCUUUUGGACUUUAAGUGACCUAAGAUUGGGAAAAAAAUCAGGUACAUUGCGACUUACACUUCCCUGGGACCACUGCCUCGAGAGAAACUUCCAGGAACUGUUUGCCCUGGACAGCUCCCACGAUCACAGGAUUAUUUUUGGAUUCUACAUUCCAACGCUCACCUGUGGGCUUGAUAGGUUGAGGAGCUCAGAGAUCUUACUGGAGCCCAGCAUAGAGUCGCCGCUCCUUUGCAUCAAAAGGGGCCAGUUUAGGUGGUUCGAGCAUCUGAUCAGGAUCCUCCUGGGCCCCUCCCGUUAGAUUGAUCCAAGGCCUGGGGUAUACCCAGAGCAUGCUGGAGGAAUUACAUAUUUCAUCUGGGCUGGGAAUGCCUUGGGAUCCCCAAGGAGGAGGCUGAAGAGCAUUGCUGGGGAGAGGGACGUAUAGAGCACCUGCUCAGCCUAUUUCCCCUGUGACUGUUGUGGUGAAAAAAUAGACUGCGGUGUUGAUCAAUAUUUUGUAAAAAAAAUUCUUCCAGUAAAACCAAAGAAAGUCCAGAGGACUCUGAAGAGAAAACAGGAGGCUAAUCAGAAGUCCAAUGCAAGAAGGUUUAUUCUAUGUUCAGAGUUGACAUCCAAAUAAACCCAUUUGAGUUGGUGGUCCGGACCAAGAACUGAACCCACAAGCCUCGGGCACUGACUUUUAUACCCACUCUCUCUCUCUUUCUCGUGCUCACUUUCUUAAGAUUUUAACCAAUCAUAUGUGUAGAAUUACUAUUAUUUUUUCUAAUACAUAUACGUCACAACAUCACUUUUUUGUCACUUGACCCCUGAAAGCCCCCUCGAACCGGUUAAAACAGGUUGGGUUGUUUACAUCUUUUCCCCAAAAGUGCCAUCCUCAGCAGCUUUUGUUUGACUAUGAUCUUACACUCAAUUUCACCACACCUCAGAUUGCCAUCGUAACAACCAUCCCUGUGCAUCCAUGAAGAAAACAUGAGUGGCUUGUUCUUUAACCUCAUUACCAUGACUAUAUUACGGUUCUGUUCAAUUGUUAAACCUUUUGAUGUUUUAUAUUUGCAUUUAUAUUGCAUUCUUCCCACUCUGUAUUGCAUCACGGCAGAGCUGCAAUAUUUUAAAUAAUUCUAAAAAGCAUUCUAAUUAAGUCAAAUUAAGUGCCAGGUAAUCAUUACAUCAUUACAUAGAUUCAACUUUGAAUUUUUGAUUUCUAACAUGGGGAGGACAGUUCUGGAAAAAAAAAAGUUCCAUCAUUAAUUGUAAAUAAACAUAUAAACAAAUUAUAAUUUAUAUUUUUUUUUCUUUUAUAAUAAAGCCUUAUUAACUUCCUGUGCAGUAACCAAAAAACAGCCUGUGUAAGAAGUGAAAAGCUGUGUGUGUGUGUGUGUGUGUGUGUGUGUGUGUUUCUUUUUGUCUGUUUUUAGGAGCUGCAUUGACAAAAUCCCUGUCAACUGUGUUGACGUAAAGAAUUGAAAUACCGUUAAACUUCUACUAGUAGCCCGGGCUAUUAUUUGCUUAAAUCACCUCAGGCCAUCAGGCCUUUAAUUCCUCUUGCUCAGCAAAGAUGGAAGACAUGAUCAAAUUGUUUAUUUCAACUAGUAUGAAUAUUACCUGUAUAAAAGUUAGGCCAAGUAACAUUGUCAACAAUCUGGUUUUGUUCAUCCAAAUAACUUCUAUAAUAAUGAACUGCUUGGUGACCAGACCAGGCGUCUAAUUGAGACAGGCCUUUAUUUGUCAAAAUGUGUAGCCACACCAGGCUAGUAAAAGGGACUGGGACUAGGCUUUUAUUUUAAGUUUUACAAUGAUUGGUCCUUCCAUUCAGGUUCCAUUGCAACAUCUGCAGAGAUACACCCACACCAUUUUGACUGAAGGCAAACACAGUAUUAUAUAUCUAGUAAUACAUCCAUUCUUUAUUAUUUAAGAACUCAAUGACUCAAAUAAAACGUCCCAUCUACAAAGUGCCAUAUAAAAGUAAAACAAAAUUCUGUCUAUUCUGUUGUCAUAUAUUUAUAUUUACAUUAUAUUAUAAAACUAUCGAGGAUUUACUUAUUUAUGCAUUAAAUUUACAAAAGGAUCAAAGUAGAAAUUAGUAAAACAUUCAUUCAGAAUUUCAUUAAUUUAACACAAACUUUCAAACCAUAGGUUCAUAUUUACAAAUUGCAGAUAGAAAGAGAUAAGUUAACAUAACCAAACAUAAUUUUUUGCCCCGCUGCCCAGAGGAGCAAAAAUUGAGCAAUGAACAUAAAAGUCGGCAAGAAAAAUCCAGCACUUUCGGGAUUUUGAGGAACCAGGCAGUCUCAAACUUUUCUUGUCAAGGAACAAAGACCCGUGUUAGAGAGGAUUUUGUCUGAAAGACUCCCCCCUAGAAAAGAUACAUUCCCUGAAGUUCCCUGGAAGACCCCCAGUGGACUGAAAUCCCAGUUUGAAAACAGUUCUUCUCAGCCACUCGAUAACCAAAACAUUGAUGUCACAUGAAUCAAUACAUAUAGUAGAUAGAUGCAUAGAUACUAAAUCAAUACCAGCCUUUUAAAAAUACUACUAGUACCAGCCUUUUUUGUCAUCAGUAGUAUCAGCGCCUCACUCUGUAACUCAGUGUGUUUAAGUGCUGAAACACAGUCUCAGUCAUACAUACAAGAUUGCAAACCACAAUAAGAGCAGUGUUAUUUUCCUUUGUAGUAGCUGAUGUCAAAAAUGUCAGUUGUGUUACUUUGCUUCUUGCUGUAACAAAGCGGUGAUAUAUGAUGCUUUUAUCUGUUUAUUAAUCUAUUUUUAAAAUAAAAUUUCAAAUUUCAUUGAA
Epinephelus fuscoguttatus (brown-marbled grouper) is the source of this 3882-nucleotide messenger RNA. RefSeq names its product tumor necrosis factor receptor superfamily member 14-like. The transcript has 6 exons. NCBI's taxonomy places the organism in Eukaryota, Metazoa, Chordata, Actinopteri, Perciformes, Serranidae. The coding region runs from base 349 to 978 and encodes 209 amino acids. Gene Ontology annotation, cellular component: external side of plasma membrane. The record is from RefSeq and is a predicted model, not a curated record. Gene Ontology annotation, molecular function: protein binding. Gene Ontology annotation, biological process: defense response to Gram-negative bacterium; positive regulation of cytokine production involved in immune response; negative regulation of alpha-beta T cell proliferation.